UUUCUCUCUCCAUCUCCACCGACCCAAACUGCCAACGUAACUUGCCGCGGCAAGAUAAUGAUCGAAGGAAGAGCAGAAGAAAAUUCCAAAGUUAACGGGAACGGCAACGGAGACUGCACAAACAUCAUCAAGCGCAGCUCAUAGUUUAUGGGAGUGCAAGGGCUGUGGGAGCUACUCGCUCCCGUCGGCCGCCGCGUCUCCGUCGAAACCCUAGCCGGAAAGAAGCUCGCCAUCGACGCCAGCAUAUGGAUGGUCCAGUUCAUGAAGGCGAUGCGGGACGAAAAGGGGGAGAUGGUCCGCAACGCUCACAUCCUCGGCUUCUUCCGCAGGAUCUGCAAGCUCCUCUUCCUCCGGACAAAGCCUGUUUUCGUCUUCGACGGAGCCACCCCCGCCCUCAAGCGCCGCACUGUCGCUGCGCGCAGACGCCACCGUGAUAACGCCCGCGCUAAGAUCCGCAAGACCGCUGAGAAGCUCCUCCUCAAUCAUCUCAAGGCAAAGAGACUAGAAGAAUUGGCAGCGGAGAUUAAGCAGCAGAGGGGAGAAGCUAAGGAAAAGCCGAAUAAUGAUAAUGACUCAAAAGGCAAAAGGGUGUUGGAUUCGGAUAGUGAAAUUGGGACUGAGCCAAGUGGAAUCAGACCUAGUGGUGACAAAGGUUCUGGGGUCUCUUCCCAGGAAAACCUUGAUGAAUUACUGGCUGCAUCUCUUGCCGCUGAGGAAGAUAUGGAUGUCUCUACUAAUGUGCUUAAGCAUUCUGAAGGUGGUCAGGGUAAAGAGGGAGAUGAUGAUGAUUAUGAAAGUGAAGAAAUGAUUUUUCCUAUAGACAAUAUUCAAUUGGAUCCAGCAGUUUUAGCCUCAUUGCCUCCAUCAAUGCAACUUGAUCUUCUUGUUCAGAUGAGGGAGAGAAUCAUGGCUGAGAACAGGCAGAAAUAUCAGAAGAUUAAAAAGGCCCCUACUAAAUUUUCUGAGCUGCAAAUACAAUCAUAUCUUAAAACUAUUACUUUUAGGAGGGAGAUAGAUGAAAUACAGAAACGUGCAGCUGGUAGAGGUGUAGCUGGUGUGCAAACUUCAAGGAUUGCUUCUGAAGCGAACAGGGAGUUUAUCUUUUCGUCAUCAUUUACUGGUGAUAAACAGAUGCUUACAUCCAGAGGAAUUGCUAAUAGUGGAAAUCAGGAUCAUCAGGCCUUGGCCAAGCCAAGCACCUCAACAAAGUCGAGCUUCCUCGCUAGUCAGUCUAAAUUGCUAAAAGAUGUUUCUGUAGAUGGAAGUGCAAAAGAUUUUGGUCCUGAUGUUGAGACAUAUCUUGAUGAGAAAGGGCACCUUCGAGUUAGCAGAGUGAGAGGAUUGGGAAUUCGUAUGACUCGUGAUUUGCAGAGGAAUUUGGAUUUGAUGGAAGAGUAUGAGCAGGAGAAAAGAAAGAGAGAUAACUGCAUUGAUCCAGUGACUUCCUACACCCCAAAAGAAGUUGAAUCCGAAAGUCAUUCUGAAAAUGUUCAACUUACAGACACAUUUGUAAGUAGUGAAGGAACAGAUAAGAAAAUUCAUAACAAAGAGACUAUCCAUGGAUGUGAAAGUGCAAUUGAGAUAUCCUUCUUAGAUGAUGAUAAUGGGAUGAAUGAUGACUUCUUCAUGCAGUUAGUGUCUGGAGGUCAAACAUCUAACAUGCCAUCAGAAGGUGUUCAUUCAGACAAAAUUACAAAUGAUUCUGAGUCUGAUUCCAUCUGGAGUGAGGGUCUGGUUGAGGCGGUUAGCGAAAAUCCAAACAGUUUAGCAGAGGAGAUAAAUGGAAGUCCAAAAGCUGACUAUUGCGCAAGCAAAUCUACUUUAGCUGAGAACCCAUGUGAAGAAGCUGACAUGGAUUGGGCUGAAGGUGUUUGUCAUGAGCCUCAAGAAACUUUUCAUUGCCAAGGUGAAUCUGAAAAACAUGUUUCAAAAGGAUUGCUCGAGGAGGAAGCUGAUAUGCAAGAAGCAAUAAGGAGAAGUCUGGAAGAUUUUAAAGAUCACAAUUCCCCAACUGUUUCUUUAGUAAAUAAAGAUUUAGCAAGUUCAUUCACAGACCGGGGCUUUGAUGCUGAAAUUUCACAGAAUCUGAUAACAUCUGUUUGCCUAGACUCUAAUUCUGGAGCUAGCUUAUUGCAUAAUGAUGAAAAGUUGGAUAAUUCCAGCAAAAAAGAGGAUGAUAACAUAAUGACAUCACAGGCAAACAAUACUUCACCAUGCAAACCUUCUGAUGAACUCCAAAAUCAUUCUUAUUUGACUAAACCCAUGGAGGGAUCUUGUAAUGUUAAUUCUAAUACCAAUUCAAAGGCCAUGGAUAAUAACUCUAUAAUGGUUCUUGGUCUCUCUAUUCCUGAUGGUCGGAAUAGUUGUGGAUUGGAUCAGUCUUCUGGAGCAGGGAACAAUAAUUCAUUUUCUGAAAUUAUGGAGGAAUUGGUGGCUAAUGCUGGCAUAGAGCAACAUCAAGUUAUUGAGAAAACUAAUAUUGCUUCUAAUUUUAUGGUAGACCAAAGCAUGGAAAGUACUCUUAGUUAUCCAAUAGAAGUAUCUGAAGCUAGUCUGGACAAUGAAAUUUCACUACUUAGACAAGAACGUGCAGAUCUUGGUAAUGAGCAAAGGAUUCUUGAGCGCAAUGCCGAAUCUGUGAACAAUGAGAUGUUCGCUGAGUGUCAGGAACUAUUACAAAUGUUUGGAUUGCCUUACAUAAUUGCACCUACAGAAGCUGAAGCUCAAUGUGCUUAUAUGGAAAUGACAAAGCUUGUUGAUGGUGUUGUAACUGAUGAUUCUGAUGUCUUCUUGUUUGGGGCUCGAAGUGUCUUCAAGAACAUAUUUGAUGAUAGGAAGUAUGUUGAGACGUAUUUCAUGAAGGACAUUGAAUCUGAGCUUGGAUUAAAUCGAGAAAAUUUGAUCCGUAUGGCAAUGCUUCUUGGAAGUGAUUAUACAGAAGGAGUCAGUGGAAUUGGCAUUGUCAAUGCCAUUGAAGUUGUGCAUGCAUUUCCUGAGAAAGAUGGCCUCCAUAAAUUUAGGGAAUGGGUUGAGUCUCCUGAUCCAAAUAUAUUUGAUGAACUUGGAACUGGUAAGAAGUCAAAAAAGGAAUCCUCAAAAGAAAACAAUGACGCAAAUCUAAUGAAAGAGAGUGUUGAGGGUGAUGCAAUCAAGAACCCUUCUGGCAAUGGGGCCGUCAAAGACAUCUUUAUGGAUAAGCAUAGAAAUGUGAGCAAGAAUUGGCAUAUUUCUCCAUCAUUUCCUAGUGAUGCAGUUAUUAAUGCAUAUACAUCACCUCAAAUUGAUGAAUCAACUGAACCUUUCAUGUGGGGAAAGCCAGAUUUGCCUUUACUUCGCAAGUUGUGUUGGGAAAAGUUUGGGUGGACUAAUCAGAAGGCUGAUGAGUUACUUGUACCAGUUCUGAAGGAGUACAACAAGCAUGAGACGCAAUUGCGGCUGGAAGCAUUCUACACAUUCAAUGAAAGGUUUGCAAAAAUACGUAGCCAGCGAAUUAAGAAGGCUUUGAAAGGAAUGACAGACAACUUGUCACCUGAGUUGACUGAUGAUCUUGUUAAAGAGGCACCCAGUUCUAGUAGAAAAAUAGCAAAAGUAUCACAGGAACAUAUACCUGAGAAUUCUUCUGGUCAUAACUUCAAAAGAAGGAAAACUCGAAAACAAUCAAUAGCACAGGAAUCUGGAAAAGAGAUUGUGGAUCCAGAUGCUGUGGUUGAAGAUUCACUGAAUUCUGAACAAUGUAAAGUAGUUGAUAAUAAUUUUUUGAGUGUGAAUAAGACUGGGAAAGAGGGAAGAGGAAGGGGAAGGGGAAGGGGAAGGGGAAGGGGAAGGGGGAGGGAUAGCAGUCGAAGAAAGAGUGUGCUGAAGUCUGACUCUGAAUGUAGUAAUAAUGGAAAAAAUAAUGAUUCUAUUGCUGAUAUUCAAGUGGGAAAUCAAGCUGAAGUGCCCAGAGCAAUUUUAGAAUUGCGUAGAUCCAGCAGGCUGCUGAAACAAGUUAAAUAUGCAGAAGAUUUUGGAGCCGAUGAAAAUGGUAGGACUUCAAACCAGUAUAGUAGUGAGCUGCAAGAAGUUGCAAGAGAGCAGGACCGAAGUGAUAAUGACAGUGCGCAUAGAAUUGGGCAUUCUGCCAAUAUUGACAAAGGAACAUGUUCAUUUUCAGAGGAUUGCCCUUCCCGAGAGCAUCUUUUCUCAGGCGGUGGGUUUUGUGUUGAUGAGAAUGAUGGAAAAGAUAAUAUGGACCAGAUUGCUGCCAACCAAACACAUGGUUCAACAGAGAUUCAUUUUGAAGAUAGGCAUGGAGAUGCUAGCUAUGACCUCAAGCAUGCUCUGGAGGAAGCAUCUUGUGGAGAGUAUUUGCUUAGUGGUGGUGGUUUCUGCAUUGAUGAGAAUAAUGAAAGAGUUGUUGCAACUCAGUCAGCUAUAACUAACAUCAGAGAUUUGGAGCUUGCUAAGAACUCUGAAGAUCCUGAAAAUAUUGGCUUGGAUAAUUUUGAGAAAGACGACACCAACAAAGAGUUGGAUCCUCAAAUUCAUUCAGUGCUUGAUGAAAAUAUUAGUUUGCGUUCUUAUGGUCAUACCAACUCUGGUUUAAGUGCUAUGUCUUCCUUAAGACGGAAGCGGUGGAGAAAAUGAAUAGGUAUGACAGUCUUGCAGAUAACUAUUCGAAACAGGUUCAAUGUUUGAAAGAUUUUGGCAUGGAGGUACAGAUAGCUGUAAAUGAGUGAUCACUUUGAUGGCUAUUGUUCAUUUGAAAUAUAAAGCAAGUUGUAGAGGCAUGGCUAUGUUAGGCAGCCUUCGCUUCACUGAGAUACUAGGAGCCAGCACUAGGUCACCUUUUCAUUGUUUAUUUGAAUUAUACAUGAUUCAGUAUCACCACGGGUGAUGUAGUUUAUGGAAAAUGUAAAGAUAGACGUGAAGCAGUUUGUAGUCCUGGAAGAGUUUUUUUUUUCCUUUGUUAUCUGAAAUUGCAAAAUCCAAAAUGCAAUUAUGUGGAAAAA
This is a messenger RNA of Zingiber officinale, 4991 nucleotides long. RefSeq names its product DNA repair protein UVH3-like. NCBI's taxonomy places the organism in Eukaryota, Viridiplantae, Streptophyta, Magnoliopsida, Zingiberales, Zingiberaceae. The transcript is spliced from 15 exons. Gene Ontology annotation, biological process: nucleotide-excision repair. Gene Ontology annotation, molecular function: single-stranded DNA binding; DNA endonuclease activity. The record is from RefSeq and is a predicted model, not a curated record. The coding region runs from base 148 to 4626 and encodes 1492 amino acids. Gene Ontology annotation, cellular component: nucleus.